Nipponia nippon (crested ibis) is the source of this 1335-nucleotide messenger RNA. NCBI's taxonomy places the organism in Eukaryota, Metazoa, Chordata, Aves, Pelecaniformes, Threskiornithidae. The record is from RefSeq and is a predicted model, not a curated record.
AUGGGGCAGGAGCUCUUCCCCUCGCAGGUGACGGACUCCGGGCACUACGAGUGUGUGGCCACCAGCUCGGCGGGUGAGACACGCUGGGGUGGCUCCCUGGAGGUGCAAGACGAUGGAUCCAGCCUCUCCCCAUCGUCCCCCGAACCCGGCGUCAUCCCCAGGCCACCCCCCACCCCCGUGGUCACCAACGUCACCAAAAGCAGCGUCACCCUCAGCUGGAAAGGGAACGAGGACAGCGGUGCCACCGAUGUCACCUCCUACAUCGUGGAGGCUUUCAGCCAGGCGGCAGGUGGCCCGUGGCAGACGGUGGCGGCCGACGUGGAGGGUGAGACCCACACGGUGAGCGGCCUCGUGCCCGACACCGUCUACCUCUUCUUGGUGCGGGCGGUCAACGCCUACGGGCUCAGCGACCCCAGUGGCGUCUCGGAGCCCGUGCGCACCCAAGACGCCAGCCCCACGCAGCAAGGGCUGGACCCCGAGCAGGUGCAGCGGGAGCUGGCGCAAGUGGCCGUGCACCUGCAGGAGCCCGUGGUGCUGCCGCCAGGCGCCGUCCGCCUCUCCUGGACCGUGGAGCGCCAAGCACCCUUCCUUCAGGGCUACCGGGUGCUGUACCGGCGGCGCGGCGGACGCUGGGAGGAGGCGCGGGCGGUGCAGGCGCCGGGGGAGCGGGGGGCCCUGCUCACCGAGCUGCGCCGGGGCCAGGACUACGAGGUCAAGGUCCGACCCUACUUCCAUCACCUCCACGGCCCCGACAGCGCCGUGCGAGCCCUGCGCACUCCUGAGGCGGCCCCCAGCGCCCCACCACGAGCCGUCAGCGUGGCCGGUAACGGCACCAGCGUCCGCAUCUCGUGGCAGCCGCCGCCACCGGCUGAGCAGAAUGGUGUCAUCCGCGAUUACCGGAUCUGGUGCUUGGGCAACGAAAGCCGCUUCCACAUCAACCAGAGUGUGGAGGGGACGGUGCUGGCGACGGUACUGCGGGGACUGGUCCCCGGCGUCCCUUACCGCGCCGAAGUUGCCGCUGCCACCGGUGCCGGUGUGGGUGCCCGCAGCGCCCCUGUCCCCAUCCGCAUUGGUGAGUCCCUUGUAACCGCCGCCGCACCCAUGGGUGGGGGGGUGGCAGGUGUCAUCCCAGUGCUGGGGACGGCUCCUCGGCACCCCCGCCGGCUGGGGACGGAGGAGUGGUACCCCGGUGAGGAUGUCCCCUGUGCCACCGCCGCAUCCUCGCCCGCCGCCUCCUCCGGCUGCCGGUCCACCGCCACGCUGACGCCAUCGCCCCGCACCACCGAGGACAUCCCUCGCCUCCGUGACUUCGAUAGCCCCCGCCUGCCCCGGUAG